AUGAUGAAGCGUACGGGACCCCGCCUGGGGCCAGACGAGCCCUCGCCAAUGCAGAAUCCUGCUCAGAUUCAGCAAGCAGGUGCCAGCAAUAUGCAUGCAUUGGCCCAAUCGGCCCAACCACAAUUAUUAGGAGCAACAGCGAUGCUGUCGGUUGGCGGCGGCUUCGGUCGCGGGCCCGCGCGCGCCGCCGCGCCCGCCGUCAUCAACUAUCUCAAGCCUAACGUGCAGUAUGCGCCCAAACAGCCGCAAGUGCAGCCCAGGCUUAAGCUGGUGAGCCAACAACCCCAGAUGGCGAUCCCUGGACGCCAGUCCCCGACUCUGGCCUCCCCAAUGACGGGCCCACCGGCUCAGUUCCAGCGUCUGAAGGUGGAAGAUGCAUUGUCUUACCUCGACCAGGUCAAAUACAAGUUCAACACUCAGCCCCAAGUGUAUAACGACUUCCUGGACAUCAUGAAGGAGUUCAAGAGUCAGACGAUUGACACGCCGGGUGUCAUCACGCGGGUGUCGAACCUGUUCAAAGGGCACCCUGAGCUGAUUGUUGGCUUCAACACCUUCUUACCACCCGGAUAUAAGAUUGAAGUUCAGAGUAAUGGGCAGGUAUCGGUGUCCAUGCCGUCCCCAACGGGCGCCGGCUGCCCAGUGGGUGGAGUGGGCGUUGGCGGCGUGGGUGUGGGCAGCGUGGGAGUGGGCAACGUGGGCGUGGGCGGUGGCAGUGGCGUGUUACUAGGAGUGCACCACACUCAGCCACAGCCGCAGCUGGUGCACCUGCUGCCUGUUCCUCAGUCUGUCAGUACAGCGAUAGUGCACAACCUGUCCGUCAGUGCCAGUCCGGCCAACACAUUGCAUCAUAUAUCUCAAGCGCAUCAGCAAAUUGAAGCCGGUGCCAUACAUCAUCCACCGGGCACAGCCCCCAACAGCGGCGCAUCGCACGCGGGCGCGGCUGCCGGCCAGCCCGUGGAGUUCAAUCACGCUAUUGAAUACGUGAACAAAAUUAAGUCGCGGUUCUCCCGGCAGCCGGACAAGUACAAGCGCUUCCUGGAGAUCCUGCACGCGUACCAGCGCGGCCAUCGCGACGUCAAGGAGCCGCAAGCCAAGCAGCAGACCGAGCAGGAGGUCUACUCGCAGGUGGCCAAGCUGUUCGAGAACCAGGAUGACCUGCUAGCGGAGUUCGGGCAGUUCCUGCCGGACGCCAAGGCGGUGACCAAGCCCGUGCACGCACCGCCGCACCCGCGCACGCCGCCGCCCCCGCCGCAGCCCCGGCCGGAGGCGGAGCCGGAGCGCUUCCCCGCCGCGCCCGCGUCGCCACCCCACGCGCCGCCUCACGCGCAGCACGCGCCUCACGCGCCUCACGUGCCCCACGCACCUCACGUGCCUCACGCACCGCUGCCGCCGCCGCCCGCGCACCACCACGCGCAGCCACUUCCAAAGCACACAGCACCAGCCCCUGCUCCGCCUCAGCAUCAUCAUCUCAAGAGGUCACCCAGCUUUGGAUCAUCCACACAGCUUGCAGCCGGAGCACCGCCGGCUAAGAAGCCGCGCGCGACCGCAUCACCUGCGCCACCGCUGCGCGAUGUGUCGGUGGCCGAAGCCGCCAAGUUGGCCACAGCCAGCGAUUACAACUUCUUCGACAGGGUGCGCAAGGCGCUCCGCUCUCAGCACGUCUACGAGAACUUUCUUAGAUGCCUCCUGCUGUUCACAAACGAGAUCAUAUCAUCGUCAGAGCUGCUCUGCGUGACGGAGCCCUUCCUCUAUCGUCACCCGGACCUGAAGAAGUGGCUCCAAGAAUUUGUGGGGCCUGUGUCCCCUCCGCACACUCCCACUGCCACUCACACUGGCUACAACAACUUCGGUAGCUCUAGCGGGCUUCUGGGCUACGAGCGGUCGCGGCUGUCGUCCGACAGCAAGCGGUACGAGCCGCUCGCGUCGCUGGCCGCUCAGCUGCGCCACGACCGGCCUCAGGGCGAUACCGCCAUGGAUAUAGAUCUGUCGACGUGCAAAAGGCUAGGCACGUCUUACUGCGCGCUGCCGCGGGAAGCGGCCUCGCGGCGUUGCUCGGGCCGGACGCAGCUGUGCAAGGAGGUACUGAACGACACAUGGGUGUCGUUCCCGACGUGGAGUGAGGACUCCACGUUCGUGUCGUCUCGGAAGACGCAAUUUGAAGAGUAUAUCUAUCGAUGUGAAGAUGAGCGUUUUGAGCUGGACGUGGUGAUAGAGACGAACGCGGCUACCAUCCGCGUGCUUGAGGGCGUGCAGAAGAAGCUGACUCGUAUGACUGCGGAGGACGCGGCCAAGUAUCGUCUCGACGACUGUCUCGGCGGCAACUCGCCAACCAUUCACCAGCGCGCGCUGCGCCGCAUCUACGGCGACAAGGUGGCUGUUGACAUCAUAGCUGGUUUGAAGAAGAACCCAGUAGUAGCUGUACCAGUUGUAUUGCGAAGGUUAAAGGCUAAGGAAGAAGAGUGGAGAGAGGCCCAGAAGGGCUUCAACAAACAAUGGCGGGAGCAAAACGAGAAGUAUUACCUGAAGUCCCUCGACCACCAGGGCAUCAACUUCAAGCAGAACGACCUGAAGGCGCUUCGCACCAAGUGUCUGUUCAACGAGGUGGAGAGCGCGUACGCGGCGCGCCGCCCCGGCCCGCACCUGGUGGCGGACUACGGCCUACGGGCGAGACACGAGGCAAUCAAGAUAGUGAGAGAUGCUGCAGAGCUGCUCAUACAUCACGCACGACGGCAAACUGGUAUUCAAAAAGCUGAGAAACGUCGCAUAAAGCAAUUGUUGAGGCAUUUCUUGCCAGAUCUGUUUGCACACCCUCGACAACCUUUGUCUGAUGAUGAGAGGGAUGAAGAAGAAAAGGAAGAGCCCACAAGUCCCGGCAGUCCCCCGGCCGACGCGGCGGCCGACGACAAGAGUGGUGGUGUGAAACAGGAGAAACAGGAGUCAUCGGAAUCGGAUAAUGCGUCAGACAAAAGCAGUCGGAACAACAAGAACGACAAAGAAAACAAACCCAAAAACCACAACACCACUAAUGAUAGUGGCAAAGAAAGCACAAACACAAUAAAACGUAGCAGCAGCAAUGAGGACGCAGUCAACAUGAAAGUGGAUGUGAAGAGUGAACAGGAGAUUGAAGAUGACUACAGAGAUCAUCCAUCUAAUGAGGCUCGGUUCGUGUGCACGACGUCCUGGUAUCUGUUCCUGCGCCUGCACGCGGUGCUGUGCACUCGCCUGGGCGCCGCACGUCGCGCCGCGCUCGCGCUGGCAGCUGGCGAAAGUGCGCGCGCGACCGCCCGCCCGCCCAGCGUGGCACGCGCUUUGCGACUCAAACCCGCCAAUCUGCCGCCCACCAUCACGGACGAUUCCUCACCCGCCGAGUACUACGGCGCUCUGCUAGAGCUAGUGCGCGGCGUGCUCGACGGAAACCUGGACGCGGCCGCGUACGAGGACGCUGCGCGAGAGAUGCUCGGAAUCAAGGCGUAUCCGGCGUACACGCUGGACAAGCUCGUGUCGAAUGCUGUGAGACAGCUACAGCACUGCGUGUCGGAGAGCUGGUCGGUGCGCGCUGCGGAGAUGGCGGCGCGCGGCGGCAUGCGCGGCCAGCCGGCGUACGUGCGGCGCGCGCUGCGAGCGCUGCGCAGUCACCACACCACCUUCCUCGUCAAAGUGUACGGCGGGGACGAGUGCAAGGUGACGUUUGAGCUGCUGGAGGAGGCGGGUGAAGGGCGAGCCUCGCCACACCACGACUCGUCCAGAUUAUCGCCUAAUAAUCAGUCGAGAUCGCGUGAGACGAACGGCGAGGCGGCCCAUCGGCUGGCGGCGUGGUCGCUGUACGCGGAGCGCUACGCGCGGCCGGACGCGGGCGGGACGGCGGCGGAGCCUCCGCGCAACAAGCCGGUGUUCCUGCGCCGCAAUGUGCGCCGCGCUGGCGCUCCGCCCGCCUCACCUACAGCCGCCGCGCCGCCACCCGCGCCCACCCCGCGCCGCCGCAAGCCGCCGCGUUUGCAUGACCACUCUGAGUGCACGCUGCACAAUAACACCAUACGACUGGUGGCAUGCCGCCCGCAGCAGCUGUACCGCUCGGGCUGCCUGGCGGGUGCUCGCUCCUCGCACGCGCGCCUCGCGGCCGCCCGCCGUGCUAAGUUCCGCGCCUGGCUCGCGCGCCGCGCCGCCGACGUG
This is a messenger RNA of Brenthis ino (lesser marbled fritillary), 4170 nucleotides long. NCBI's taxonomy places the organism in Eukaryota, Metazoa, Arthropoda, Insecta, Lepidoptera, Nymphalidae. The record is from the annotation of a GenBank genome assembly.